Molecule: messenger RNA, 1443 nt
Organism: Musa acuminata subsp. malaccensis (wild Malaysian banana)
Lineage: Eukaryota; Viridiplantae; Streptophyta; Magnoliopsida; Zingiberales; Musaceae
Product: AP2/ERF and B3 domain-containing protein Os05g0549800
Biological process (GO): regulation of DNA-templated transcription
Molecular function (GO): DNA binding; DNA-binding transcription factor activity
Source: RefSeq, a predicted model, not a curated record
GAAACCCUAAAGAAGAGUGAGAGAUCUAUCCACCUCGCUUUCCUUGAAUGUUCUUCCCGGUGGAUUCCCACAGCCACAGGGGUUGACCACACCAUCCGCCUCCAUGAACAGCCAUCGGGGUUAAGCACGUUUCCUGGAGACCGCACAGGAGCUCCAACUGCAACAAGACUUUUGACUGCAUUAUGUCUACAUAACACCUCCCUUCCUCUCAGGAUCGUCAUAUAGAGCUUAUCCUCUGCUUGUCUCCCUUGGAACUGCCGGAGUUAUGGAAUGGAGCUGCAUCGAAGACGCCAUGAGCGACGGUGAAAAGCGCCCUGAGGUGCCGUCACCUGUGGCCGAUCCCAUCAGGCGGAUGGGGAGCGGCGUCAGCGUCGUCUUCGACCCAACCCCGGAGGUCGGGAUCGAGGCCGAGGCCGAGUCCGGUCGGAGGCUGCCCUCCUCCAGGUACAAGGGCGUCGUCCCCCAGCCCAACGGCCGAUGGGGCGCCCAGAUCUACGAGAGGCACCAGCGCGUGUGGCUCGGGACGUUCGGGGAUGAAGCCGAGGCCGCGCGCGUCUACGACGUCGCCGCACAGCGAUUCCGUGGCCGCGACGCCGUCACCAACUUCAAGCCCCUGUCCGAGUCCGACGACGAAGACUCCAUGGUGCUAUUCUUCCUCGCAGCGCACUCCAAAGCCGAGAUCGUCGACAUGCUGCGUAAGCACACAUACCACGACGAGCUCCAGCAGAGCAAGCGCUUCCACGCCGCAGGCCACGGCAUGGGCUUCGGCAGGAGGAGGAUGCCGAGCUAUUACGGAUCCGUUCGCGAGCUGCUCUUCGACAAGGUGGUCACGCCGAGCGACGUCGGGAAGCUUAAUCGGCUGGUGAUCCCGAAGCAGCACGCCGAGAAACACUUCCCGUUGAAGGCCGGCACGGCCGCGGCAUGCGAGGGCGUGCUGCUGAACUUUGAGGACGCCACCGGGAAGAUGUGGAGGUUUCGGUACUCAUACUGGAACAGCAGCCAGAGCUACGUGAUAACCAAAGGGUGGAUCCGGUUCGUGAAGGAGAAGAGCCUCAAGGCCGGCGAUACCGUUAGCUUCUGGCGAUCGAUGGGGCCAGAGAAACAUUUGUUCAUCGACAGGAAGCCGAGGCCUGAGAACACCAGUUGCACUACAAAGCCAGUGAGGCCUGCUCAUGCUUUCAGGCUGUUUGGUGUCACCAUAUCAGAGUUGCCGGCGAGUGGUGGCAUUGGGAAGACGGCAGCAGAGAAGGAAUAAUUUCCACAGUCAUUCUUCUUCAAGAAACAACGUAUAAGCGAUUUGUAGUCCUUAAUUAGCUCCUACAUACUCCUUUUUCCUGUCUCUUGUAAUCUCUCCUUCCUUCCUUCCUCCCACGUAGUACAGGAAAUUGUACACGUUCCAUAAAUGAGGAGCUAUACAUUCUUGAAUGAAGUUGUCUUUACUCA